CAUCAGGCCAUGCCCAGCGCUCAAACUCUCUGAGGCACGAUAUGGUCCGUAACUCUUAAAUGAGAGGGGGCCAGUGCAAAGACAUGAACUCUUGUCAAAUGAGGUACUAAAGCUGCUCAACCUAUUGGACUCCACAAACAAACCCUUAAGCCAACCUCGGAACACUGAAAGGACAGAAGUGGAUUUUUUUCCCCAUGAUGGCAGUCCUAAAUGACAGUACCCCCUUGAACUCAACCUUAUUUCCUUGUACGACCAAAAACAUUGAAAACCAGAAUUGCACUGAUUGGCCUAAGGUGCCUAUGAUCACAAUCAUCCCCACUAUCUACAGCAUUAUUUGCGUUCUGGGCAUCAUUGCCAACACUCUGGCCGUGUGUGUAUUGGCCCACACUAGCACCUCAAGGAGAACUGUCGCCAACACUUUCAUGCUUAAUCUUUGUGUAUCGGACCUUCUAUUCCUGCUGUCUCUUCCACUGUGGGCUGUGUACUAUUCACAAGGCUACAACUGGCCGUUUGGACAAUUGGUGUGCAAGAUCUCCGGGAGUCUCCAUAAUCUUAACCUUUACGCGUCCAUAUUCUUCAUCACUUGCAUGAGCAUGGACCGAUACCUCGCUUUGGUGCAUCCACUGCGCUCUCAGAGUGUUCGAGACCCGAAACGGGCCAAGCUCAUUUGCAUCCUAGUGUGGAUUCUGGCGUUUGCUUGCACGGCGCCAACUAUGGCACUGAGGACCACUCACUACAUCAAGGAGUAUGAUGUGGAAGCCUGUGCGAUUAUCUAUCCAGAUCACGUCUGGUAUCAGACCCUGGCCUGGAUGAAAGUACUUCUAGGCUUUUUGCUGCCGAUGAUCAUCAUCUCUUGUUGUUAUUGUGCAAUUGGCCGACACUUCCUGGCUGGUUCUGGACUCGUACGUCAGCGGAAGGGAGCAUGCUCAAGCAGUACAUUUAAAUCUUCAGGAUCACAGGACAGCUGCAGUAAACCAGAGAGACCCCCGACCCCAUGUGUGAACCCCAGCUCAAGCGGAGGCAGACCCAAGGAGGGGAGAGGACUGGAAAGAGUCUUGUGGACUGUGGCUGCUGUUGUCUUGGCUUUCUUCUUUUGCUGGUUCCCAUUCCAUUGUGUGACAUUUAUAGACAUACUGCAGAGUAAUGGCUGGUUGGGCAGCUGCUGGGCAAAUUGGACCAUCAGAAACCUCACACCCCUCACCCUCUGUUUGGGCUUCUCUAACUCUGCCAUUAACCCGGUGCUGUACUGUUUCAUUGGAAAUCAUUUCCGGGGUCGACUAGGCGCCCUUAGUAAGGGUCUGUGUGCACGUUUGAAGGCUCCUGAUGAGGAUAACAGUCAAAAGAGGGGCUCCUUCAGCACUAGGCUCAGUUCUUUCUCCCGAAAGCUUAGUGACUUGAAAGAUCUGGCAAUUGUUGAAGCAUCUGCCCAUACUUAAGCAACUGAUUGGGUACCUUAAAACUGGGCAAGUAUACAAAAAUAAAGAGGGGGAAAUAAUGUAACCUGAAGAUUGAAACUACUUUUCCAUAGCUAAUUAGAGUAAUAAGAUGAAAAUUUCUUCAUGCAAAGUAAGAAGGAAAUGAAGCUUACCGUUUUUCUUGAUAACACAUGAAAUAAAGUUCCAGAGUUGUUACUGUUCAAUAACCUUCAAAUACUGUAUUUUUUCUCUAUCUGAUAUCUACUGGCUGUGUGAUGUCAUCAUGAAUUAAAGUUCCAGAGUUGUUACUGUUCAAUAACCUUCAAAUGCUGUAUUUUUUUCUCUAUCUGAUAUGUACUGGCUGUGUGAAUAGAGGAUCACAUGGCUUUCAUAGAACCCAUUGUGGAGCCGGAAGACGUGUUGAUGCAGUCUAAAUGGACUUUUCUGCACAUCCUUGAAAAUAAGAAAAAAAUAUUUCGGGAGAAAAAUACUUUGUUGUCACAUUGUGCCUGUUCCUCAAUGACUACGCUGAAAUGGUCUGGAUACCAAACCAAGGAUGACUACCUUUGGUAUGUUAUCUUUAUGUUUUAUUGUUUUUCAGAGUUGUUGUUGUGUAGUUAAAGCUUUUGACAUGUGCCGAGGCAUCUUUUUGUGCCAUGUCUUAUAGGAUGUUAACUUGACAUCGCUCCCUCAAGUUGCAUAACACUUCGACACAUCAAUGCAGACAUCUUCGAUAAUGGAAAUAAUUGGAUGAAUAUACAUAUAUGUAUAUGGGUGUAUACAUAUAGAAUUUUAAAAAAGACAAUUUCAAAAUAAAAUUGAAAAAAUGAGAGAAACAUUAUUAUUCCCUCCUCCUUGGAAUAACCUCGCAAAAGAUUGCACAUAUCAAGGCUGCCUAGCAAAGUCUCACACAGAUGCUCCGAUGAUGCAUUCCAGUCAAUUGAUUAUCUCUGUCUUCUAUUUGUGUCUAGUAUAGAUCUUCCACAUGCCAAAUGACCCUGGUCUGCCACUAUGUGUGAACACAUUUUUUGUUUUCCCUGCUGAUGGCUUACAAGCAAGGAUGUAGAUUUGGUCUCAACAUUGGUAGGGACGAUAUAACUUGCAUGUACACUUUUUGCUGUGGACGGGACAUUAAUAAGACGAACCACAUUAUUGAACGUGGGUCAGGGCUACAUUUCUCAUGAAUAUGAACCUAAUUAAUUGAUAGACUAAAUGAUCAAUACAAAAUAAAUCUU
Messenger RNA from Corythoichthys intestinalis (scribbled pipefish), 2650 nucleotides. RefSeq names its product angiotensin II receptor, type 2 (gene agtr2). Bases 195 to 1436 code for a protein of 413 amino acids. Lineage: Eukaryota; Metazoa; Chordata; Actinopteri; Syngnathiformes; Syngnathidae. Gene Ontology annotation, biological process: G protein-coupled receptor signaling pathway; brain development; immune response. The transcript is spliced from 2 exons. Gene Ontology annotation, cellular component: external side of plasma membrane; membrane. Gene Ontology annotation, molecular function: C-C chemokine binding; C-C chemokine receptor activity. The record is from RefSeq and is a predicted model, not a curated record.